CGACAAUCGAGGGCUACGAUUUCAACAAGGGAGUGGACUAUCAUGAGGUUCUCAAGUCCAUGGUGUCCACUGGCUUCCAGGCCUCCAAUCUUGGUGAUGCUAUUCAACUCGUUAAUGAAAUGAUUGGAGGCUUUCAGAUGAGAAUCUGACAGAAGAAUGCAGUGAAGAGGAGAGUGACCCAACUUACAGAAAGUCCGUGAAGUGCAAAGUGUUUCUUGGUUUCACAUCCAACCUGAUUUCUUCAGGCGUUCGAGACAUAAUCCGGUAUCUUGUUCAGCAUCGCAUGGUUGAUGUAGUGGUAACGACAGCCGGUGGUGUAGAGGAGGACCUUGUAAAAUGCCUUGCGCCGACAUACAAAGGUGAAUUUUCUCUUCCUGGAGCUGCUCUACGUGCAAAAGGGUUGAACCGCAUUGGUAACUUGUUGGUUCCUAAUGACAACUACUGUAAAUUUGAGGACUGGAUCAUUCCAAUUUUCGACCAGAUGUUUGAUGAACAAACUUCAAUGAAUACAUUGUGGACUCCAUCUAAAGUGAUUUCUCGAUUGGGUAAAGAAAUCAACGACGAGAGUUCAUACUUGUACUGGGCACACAAGAACGAUAUUCCUGUAUUCUGUCCUGGCUUAACAGAUGGUUCGCUGGGUGAUAUGUUGUACUUCCAUUCCUUUAAAAAGGAGCCUGGUCUAGUCAUUGACAUUGUGCAAGAUAUUAGGGCCAUGAAUGGCGAGGCGGUCCAUGCUGGUCUCAGGAAGACUGGAAUGGUAAUUCUUGGAGGGGGGCUGCCCAAGCAUCAUAUAUGCAAUGCAAAUAUGAUGCGCAAUGGUGCGGAUUAUGCUAUAUUUAUCAACACAGCACAAGAGUUCGAUGGAAGUGAUUCUGGUGCCCGUCCCGAUGAAGCAGUGUCCUGGGGCAAAAUUCGAGGUUCUGCUAAGACAGUUAAGGUGCACUGUGAUGCAACUAUUGCUUUCCCUCUCCUGGUGGCAGAAACAUUUGCUGCCAAGGCAAAAAGAUCAGUCGAUGCCACUUCUUGAGUUAAAUUUGGGGCCCUGUAGUUCAUAUUCGUCUACGAAUUCAGAUGGAUAAGAAGAAAUUAUUUUAUAGCGAAUUUUUUCGCCAGACAAUCCCAGGAUCUUACUCAUAUUUGAAAGGUUUUCUUUUUCCCGGGAUCAUUAGGGCGGUCAUUAACUGUGUCCCGCAUCUUUCAAAUUCAUUUUAUUGCGUUUCUUGAAGAGGAGCUGAACUAGUGUUUUAGUCGUCAUCAUAUUUGGAUUGUAUCAUACGAUGGUCGCCAUUAAUUUAUAAUGUCAGACGAAGUUUGUCAUGUAUUGAAGGAAUAACUAGCAUUGUAUUUCUGGAUUCGAUUUCAUGACUUGAGAAGUCUUACUAUUAUAGCAUUGUAUUUCUGGAUUCGAUUUCA
Molecule: messenger RNA, 1413 nt
Organism: Olea europaea var. sylvestris
Lineage: Eukaryota; Viridiplantae; Streptophyta; Magnoliopsida; Lamiales; Oleaceae
Product: deoxyhypusine synthase
Exons: 7
Coding region: 284-1027 (247 amino acids)
Biological process (GO): peptidyl-hypusine biosynthetic process
Cellular component (GO): cytoplasm
Molecular function (GO): deoxyhypusine synthase activity
Source: RefSeq, a predicted model, not a curated record